GGGCGGCCAGAACUGCUGGAAUGCAAACACUGACUGACACGCUGGUUAAGGGACUCCAGAAGUUUCCAGAACGAGAAAGUGGAGUGUCCGCGGGGGCCGGCUCGGAUUUGACAGUCCCUGAGCCUGACCUGAGCCAUUUGGGGGGUGCCUCUACCAUGGAUGAGAUUUUUGGCCGAAACAAGCAAGAACACCCAGUUCCUCUGAAGGCAGAAGUGAAAGGUGAGGUGCCAUCCUGGCUGUGUGGGACUCUACUUCGGAAUGGCCCGGGUAUGCACACAAUUGGGGAAAACAGAUACAACCACUGGUUUGAUGGUUUGGCUUUACUACACAACUUUACAAUUAAAAAUGGUGAAGUGCACUAUCGAAGUAAAUACCUCAGAAGCGACACCUACAAUUCCAAUAUUGAAGCAAACAGGAUCGUGGUUUCUGAGUUUGGAACCAUGGCUUAUCCAGAUCCCUGCAAAAAUAUAUUUGCCAAAGCUUUCUCCUACCUGUCGCAUACCAUCCCAGAGUUCACAGACAACUGCCUGAUCAACAUCAUGAAAUGUGGGGAGGAUUUCUACGCUACGACGGAGACCAAUUUCAUUAGGAAAAUCAACCCUCAAACGCUGGAAACACUGGAGAAGGUUGAUUACCGAAAAUAUGUAGCAAUCAAUCUGGCAACUUCUCAUCCCCAUUAUGACGUCAGCGGAAACGUUCUCAACAUGGGCACAUCUAUAGUCGACAAGGGGAAGACCAAAUAUGUGGUCUUUAAGAUCCCUUCCAUCAUCCCAGAGAAAGAGAAGAAGGAAAAUCCCUUGAAGCGGAUAGAAGCGCUCUGCUCCAUUCCAUCUCGCUCACUCCUCCACCCAAGCUACUACCAUAGUUUUGGAGUCACAGAAAACUACAUCAUUUUUCUUGAGCAACCAUUCAGACUGGAUAUUCUUAAGAUGGCAACGGCUUACAUCAGAGGGGUCAGCUGGGCUUCCUGCAUGAGCUUCCAUGAAGAUGACAAGACUUAUAUUCACAUCGUCGAUCGAAGGACUAGGAAAUCACUGUCGACCAAGUUCUAUACUGAUGCUAUUGUCGUCUUCCACCAUGUCAAUGCCUUUGAAGAGGAGGGCCACGUCGUGUUUGAUGUCAUUUCCUACAAGGACAGCAGCCUUUACAACAUGUUCUACUUAGCGAACUUGAAUCAAAACUUUGAAGAAAACUCCAAACUUACUUCCACCCCAACCCUCAACCGAUUUGUUGUUCCCCUGAGAUUCGACAAGGAUGCAGAAGUGGGCUGUAACUUAGUCCAGCUUGCAUCAACAACUGCGACAGCUUUAAGAGAAAAAGAUGAUCACGUCUACUGUCAUCCCGAAGAACUACACGAAGGAAUAGAGUUACCGCACGUCAGUGUUGGUUAUGAUGGCAAACAUUACAGAUAUAUCUUUGCAGCAGAAGUUCAGUGGAGUCCAGUCCCAACCAAGAUAAUCAAAUUUGAUAUUCAUACCAAGACGUCAUUAAAAUGGGAGGAAGAGCACUGCUGGCCUGCUGAGCCUGUAUUUGUCCCUAGGCCUAACGCCAAGGAAGAGGAUGAUGGUAUCAUAUUGUCAGCGAUUGUCUCCACGGAUCCCAAGAAAUUCCCUUUUUUGCUCAUACUGGAUGCUAAAGACUUCACCGAACUGGCUCGGGCCUCAGUAGAUGCAGACAUGAAUCUGGAUCUCCAUGGACUAUUCAUACCAGAAAAGGAGAUGAGCUCCCAGGGCCAAUGAUGGCAUUGUCAUCAGUCAAUUACUCAAUCAGUAGUAUUUAUUAAGUACUUACACCUUGUAGAGCACUGUACUAAGCUCUGGGGCAGGAGCAUAAAACAUAAAACUGUACGUAGACAUGAUCCCUGCCCUCAAUGAUUGUAUAAUCUAGCAGGGGAGAUAGACACUAAAAUAAAUUAAUGUAGGGAGAAACAGUGGAGUAUAAAGAUAUGUAGAAAUGUGGAAGAGGGGGAAAGUACUCAAGUGUUUAAUUGAGAUGAAAGGUUAAUCAGGGAAGACCUUCUGGAGGAGAUAUGAAUUCAGAAGAGCCUUGAAGAUGGGGAGAGCAAUUGUCAGCCCAAGCAUCUUACUGAUGUGCCAAUUUAGCCCUACUGCAAUGAUGAAUUAUGAUGUACCUCAGACAAAAUCCAGUUCCUUAUAAAAGAUAAAAGAAUCUAA
Messenger RNA from Tachyglossus aculeatus (Australian echidna), 2174 nucleotides. It is a transcript of the gene BCO1, whose product is annotated as beta-carotene oxygenase 1. Lineage: Eukaryota; Metazoa; Chordata; Mammalia; Monotremata; Tachyglossidae. The transcript has 12 exons. The record is from RefSeq and is a predicted model, not a curated record. Gene Ontology annotation, biological process: retinal metabolic process; carotene catabolic process. Gene Ontology annotation, molecular function: carotenoid dioxygenase activity; beta-carotene 15,15'-dioxygenase activity. Bases 21 to 1739 code for a protein of 572 amino acids.